AGUGGAGGUCGUGCAGAGCCUCAGUCCAGGCUGCAGGGCGGCAGCAGUGGCUUGCAUGCCGCAGCUGAUGUCUCUUUAAGCGCAGGGCAGACAGCAGAUCUCCGAUCCUCCUCCACGGAGCGGAUUACGGCUACAGCUCAGCGUCUCCUGCUGCUACAUCACCAGCUGAUUCUGGGUAAACAAAGGCGAGCAGAAGCCUCUCAGCACCAUGGACUUCAACGUGAAGAAGCUGGCUUCAGACGCGGGGGUGUUCUUCACCCGGGCCGUGCAGUUCACAGAGGAGAAGCUGGGCCAGGCGGAGAAGACGGAGCUGGACCCCCACUUGGAAAACCUAAUAACCAAGGGGGACGCUACGAAGAACUGGACUGAGAAGAUCUUAAGACAAACAGAGGUUCUGCUGCAGCCCAACCCAAUUGAUCACACAGGCGCUCGGAUCGAGGAGUUCAUCUACGACAAGCUGGACAGGAAGCUUCCCUCUAGAACCACCAACGCCGAGCUGCUGGGCCAGCACAUGCUGGACGCCGCUAAAGAAUUUGGAGCAGAAACUCCGUACGGCAGCACCCUGAUCACCGUCGGAGAGUACCAGAAGAAGCUGGGAGGAGCCGAACGGGAGUUCCUCCACACCUCAGCCGUGACUUUCCUCUCUCCUCUGCGCAACUUCCUGGAGGGAGAUUGGAGAACCAUCUCAAAAGAGAGGCGGCUUCUGGAGAACCGACGCUUGGACCUGGACAUCUGCAAGGCCCGUGUGAAAAAGGCCAAGCAGGCUGAAGCCAAAGCAGCGGCUACACCAGAUUUUCAGGAGACGAGGCCCAGGAAUUACGUCCUGUCAGCCAGCGCAUCCGCGCUGCUGAGUGAAGAAGUGGACAAAGCGGAGCACGAGCUUCGAGUUGCCCAGACAGAGUUUGAUCGUCAGGCAGAAGUGACCCGCCUGCUCCUGGAAGGAAUAAGCAGCACACAUCUCAACCACCUGAGGUGUUUACAGGACUUCGCCGAGGCUCAGGCCACCUAUUACGCUCAGUGUCAUCACUACAUGCAGGAUCUGCAGAGGGAGCUGAACAGAUGUGGUAACUCCAGCGGUGCUCCCCAGUCCUCUGCUGCCGGCGCCGCCGAUGCAGCGUCAUCUUCUUUCCCCUCUGGGAGGUUGUCUCCAGGAGCCUCUGGCUCCCGGAAGGCGAAGGUCCUUUAUGACUAUGAUGCUCAUGAUGCAAGCGAGCUGUCGCUGCUGGCUGAUGAGGUAAUCACUGUGUACACCGUACCAGGAAUGGAUCCAGACUGGCUGGUUGGAGAACGGGGGAACGAGAAAGGCAAAGUACCCGUGACCUACCUUGAACUACUCAGCUAAUGGACCAUGUUGCAAACUCACUGAUUAAAACCCUUCUCGUUUCGUCACAUUCAUCUACACUCACUGUUAGCUUCACUUGGACAUUAUGUCGGCAUAUUUUCCAGCCUGUAACCACUGAAGAGUUGUAGGGUUUUAAUGAACGAUCUUCCUCUGAGAAAACAAUGCAGGGGUUACCUCUCUGAAAUGAACGGAUGCAAAUAGUAGAUGUAAGCCAGGAGUGUUUUAAAUCCUCUAAAAUCUUAGGCCCAGCCAGCAUGUGUAUGUGGGCCCAAUACGGUUCUGGUUAGGGUCAGUGAGUUCUAAGUGGACCAAAUGGGCAUCCCAUAGGGGACCUACUUGGGUUCAUAGCAAUACCAGAUGGUCCAAGUUGGGUUUUUACUGAUGAUUUCUCUGUUCACCCAAACGUUUUCUCCAAUAAACCUUAUGAGGCAGUUAUUAUGAGGCAAUUAAA
This is a messenger RNA of Cyprinodon tularosa, 1793 nucleotides long. RefSeq names its product endophilin-B2-like. Gene Ontology annotation, biological process: membrane organization. The record is from RefSeq and is a predicted model, not a curated record. The transcript is spliced from 12 exons. Gene Ontology annotation, cellular component: membrane; cytoplasm. NCBI's taxonomy places the organism in Eukaryota, Metazoa, Chordata, Actinopteri, Cyprinodontiformes, Cyprinodontidae. Bases 209 to 1342 code for a protein of 377 amino acids. Gene Ontology annotation, molecular function: protein binding.